This is a messenger RNA of Vicia villosa (hairy vetch), 1752 nucleotides long. RefSeq lists its product as uncharacterized. The transcript has a single exon. The record is from RefSeq and is a predicted model, not a curated record. The coding region runs from base 1 to 1752 and encodes 583 amino acids. NCBI's taxonomy places the organism in Eukaryota, Viridiplantae, Streptophyta, Magnoliopsida, Fabales, Fabaceae.
AUGGGUCAGAUUCGAGCAAACUUACCACCACCUGGAUUUAACCACCUUACUCACUCACUCUCCAACACCACAAUCAAGCUUGAUAUACCCAAGUUUGAUGGAACUGAUACCCUCAACUGGAUCUUCAAAAUUACACAAUUUUUUGACUUUCACCAAACAGCUGAAGAUCAACGUCUCCGAACGGCUUCCUUCUAUAUGGAGGGAGAAGCUCUUACUUGGUUCCAAUGGAUGUUUUCCAAUGGACAACUCAGAUCAUGGCAAGCGUUUCUUCAAGCCCUAGAACUGAGAUUUGCUCCAUCUCUCUAUGAUGACCCGAAAGGCGCACUUUUUAAGCUCUGUCAAACCACCACCGUUACAGAAUACCAAACCGCCUUUGAGUCACUCGCUAAUCGCAUUGUAGGUUUGCCUUCUGAUUUCUACUUAAGUUGCUUUAUCUCUGGCCUUAAACCUGCGAUACGUCGCGAGGUUCAAGCUUUUCAGCCAUUAUCCCUUUCUCAUGCCAUUAGUUUAGCUCGCCUCCAAGAAGCCAAAAUUAAUGACCGUCCUCAACCUAACUACCUUCGCCGCACCGAAACCUCUCCACCAGUUACCACAAACACAUCUCUCACUCAAACCAACAUAAACCAACGCCAUAACAUCCGACCUGCCUUAACUACAACCCCUCUCGCACCGUUAACAAAAACCCCAACCCCUAUCAAACGCCUAUCGCCGGCAGAAUUACAAGCACGCCGCGAAAAGGGCUUGUGCUACAAUUGUGACGAACUUUAUCAUACUGGUCACCGCUGUCAACGCCGAUUUCACCUCCUUAUAGCCGAACCUGACCCAAUUGAAUCAACCUCUCACACUGCAACCCAACUAUUGUUAGAAGCAGCCUCUACCCAACCACUUGAACCUGAAAGCGUUGACGACCCAGCUCAAAUUAGCUACCACGCAUUAGUGGGCCAUUCCGUUCCUCAAACGCUGCGUGUAAUGGGUCGUAUUGGCAAACAACAAGUGUCUGUACUAAUUGAUGGUGGUAGUACAAAUAACUUCAUCCAAGAUAGACUUGUUAAACAAUUGGGCUUGGAACUUCAACCCACAGAUGCCUUCAAUGUCUUAGUAGGAAAUGGCGAGGAACUACCAUGUGGUUAUCUGUGUCGUCAAUUACCUAUUUUAUUGGGCCCCAAUGAAUUUUUUGUUGAUUUUUUUGUCCUACCCAUUAGUGGAGCUGAGUUAGUUUUGGGGGUCCAGUGGCUUAAAACACUCGGUCCAAUUCUCACAGAUUAUAACACACUCACAAUGAAAUUCAUCAUCAACAACCAAACCAUCCUCCUUCAAGGCAUUCCCAAACCUCACCCAACAGAAGCUUCACUCCACCAACUAAAAAGAAUGAUAUCUACCAAAGCCAUUGACACUUGCUUACAACUACACCUUAUCUCCCCACAACCUUCACCUCCCACUCCCACUACAACUCCUAAACUUGUCACUACCUUACUUGACCAAUUCAAUCAACUAUUUGAAACUCCAACUCACCUUCCUCCCUCAAGAAACACUGAUCACCAAAUACCCCUCCAAACCGGGACCAAUCCAGUGAAUGUCAGACCAUAUCGCUACCCGCAUUUUCAGAAGCGUGAAAUUGAAACUCAGAUUCGUGAGAUGUUAACUCAGGGCAUUAUUCGCCCCAGCUCAAGUUCUUUUUCCUCUCCGGUUCUCCUUGUACGCAAGAAGGAUGGCACGUGGAGGUUCUGCGUAGAUUAUCGUGCUCUCAAUUAG